Catharus ustulatus (Swainson's thrush) is the source of this 4368-nucleotide messenger RNA. It is a transcript of the gene NFXL1, whose product is annotated as nuclear transcription factor, X-box binding like 1. Gene Ontology annotation, biological process: regulation of DNA-templated transcription. Lineage: Eukaryota; Metazoa; Chordata; Aves; Passeriformes; Turdidae. The transcript is spliced from 22 exons. Gene Ontology annotation, cellular component: nucleus. The coding region runs from base 105 to 2765 and encodes 886 amino acids. The record is from RefSeq and is a predicted model, not a curated record. Gene Ontology annotation, molecular function: DNA-binding transcription factor activity, RNA polymerase II-specific; RNA polymerase II transcription regulatory region sequence-specific DNA binding; zinc ion binding.
UGGCCGGGCUGGGCCGGGCGGAGCGCUCCCCGGGUGGCUGUGCCUGCGUGGGGGAGGCGGAGGACUGGUCUCACUGCCGUCCUUCGCUCUCUGGCGAGGGACAAAUGGAGGUUCAGUGGCGUCAGGGCGGCCGGGGCCGCGGCCGCGGCAGGCCCGGGGACGAGCUCGCCGCUCGCUCUGGGGCUGCCGCCCGGCCCCCGGCCGCUCGGGGCCGCGGCGGUGUCCGCGCUGCGGCAGCGGGGACCAUCGGAGAGGGGGCCAGCGAGUUAUCUUCACUGAAGAAGUUUGAUGAAAUUAAGAAAGCUAAUCAGGCUGCAGCAAAAAAGCUAGUUGAAGACCAGUUAAGCUCCUCUUCUGAAGAUGAUGAUGAAGAUGCUGAAGUAAAACAAGGAAAGAUUUUGGACAAAACAUUUACCAUUUACACUAGUCAAACUGAUGGAGAUGCAAGUGAACUGGAACGAACGAGACAGUACAUGAAUGAGGCUUUUCAGUCAGGGGCCAUGACAUGUCUCAUCUGCAUUGCUUCAGUUAAAAGGAACCAAGCUGUCUGGAGCUGUUGUGGAUGCUUCUGUAUAUUUCAUCUGGUGUGUAUCCAAAAGUGGGCCAAGGACAGUCUCUUUCUUGUGUCUUCCCCUUUGACGGAUGAUGAUUUUGGGAAGAAAGAUUAUCCCUGGCCAUGUCCAAAAUGUAGGUUUGAAUACAAACGCUCUGAAACUCCCAGUAGGUAUUACUGUUACUGUGGAAAAGUGGAGAAUCCAACAGUGGACCCAUGGCUGGUACCUCACUCCUGUGGUCAGAUAUGUGAGAGGGAAUUCAAACCUUCCUGUGGUCAUAAAUGUUUGCUGCUUUGUCAUCCAGGACCGUGUCCACCUUGCCCAAAGAUGGUCACAACAACCUGUCACUGUAAGAAAGCCAAACCAGUGCCCCGAAGAUGCAGUGCCAAGGAGUGGUCUUGCCGCCUGCCGUGUGGACGAACAUUGCUGUGUGGGCAGCAUGCUUGUGAGAAUCCCUGUCAUGCAGGAGACUGUCAGCCUUGUCCACGUGUCAGUAAACAACGGUGUAUCUGUGGGAGGCAGAUAGCAGAGAGACUUUGUGCAAGUCCUCAAUGGCAGUGUGAUCAGGUGUGUGGGAAAUGUUUGCCCUGUGGCAAUCACACAUGUGAAAAAGUUUGUCAUGCUGGUCCCUGUGGAGACUGUCCUCGUUCUGGGAAAAGGUCCUGUCCGUGUGGAAAAACAAAGUUUACAUUGCCUUGUACAGAAGAUGUGCCCACCUGUGGUGAUAGCUGUGAUAAAGUUCUGGAAUGUGGCAUCCAUAAAUGUUCACAGCGCUGUCAUCGGGGUCCCUGUGAAAUAUGCAGACAGGAGGUUGAAAAGCAAUGUCGCUGUGGGAAACACACCAAGCGCAUGCCAUGCCAUAAGCCAUAUCUGUGUGAAACAAAGUGUACUAAAAUCCGGGAUUGUCAGAAGCACCAGUGCCGGAGGAAGUGCUGUUCUGGAAACUGUCCACCUUGUGAUCAAGUCUGCGGGCGGACUCUCGGCUGCAGAAACCACAAAUGCCCUUCAGGCUGCCAUAGAGGUAGUUGUAAUCCAUGCCCGGAGACUGUAGAUGUGAAAUGCUGUUGUGGAAAAACUGUCAUUAAAGUGCCCUGUGGCAGAGAGCGUACCAUCAAACCUCCCAAAUGCAAGCAGCUGUGCAGUCGGCCACCUACUUGUCACCAUUCUACCCAGGAGAAGCACUAUUGUCACUUCGGGCGGUGCCCUCCGUGUCGCCAGCCCUGCCAGAAAACCUUAACGUGUGGUCACUUGUGCCCUGUUUCCUGCCAUGACGAAGCACUUGUGAAGCAAACUGGCAUACAUCAAUCUGCAGGGCCUUGGGAACAGCCAUCUGAGCCAGCCUUCAUUCAAACUGCACUACCAUGCCCUCCCUGUCAGGUUCCUGUACCAGUGGAGUGUCUUGGACAACAUGAGAUUAGUCCAUUACCAUGUCACUCUGCAAAUCCCUACUCGUGUAAGAGAUUGUGUGGGCGGCUUCUUGAUUGUCAGAAUCAUACCUGUAUGAAAGAAUGUCAUCAUGUAACUAAAUCUAGCAGUAGUGCAGAUGGAAAGAAGGCGGGUCCCGAAUGUUCACAGUGUGAAGAGGAGUGCACCAAGCCCCGGCCAGCUGGCUGUCCUCACCGAUGUGCUUUGCCCUGUCAUCCUGGGGAUUGCCCAUCAUGUCUCCAGAUGCUUAAAUUGAAGUGUCACUGCAAACUAUCAGUACUGUAUGUUGAAUGCUUAAAACUAACAUGUGCUGAUUUAAAAGAAAAGGAGCUUCUUAUUUCCUGCAGAAAUCAGUGUCCAAAAGAGUUGCCCUGUGGUCAUCGGUGUAAAGAGAUUUGCCAUUCAGGUAGCUGUCCUCUUAACUGCAACCAGAAGGUUAAACUCCGAUGUCUCUGUAAGAGACUGAAAAAGGAAGUACAGUGCAGCAAGAUACAAGAAGGCCAAGUUUCACUGGAAUGCGAUGCAUUGUGCAAGGAAAUGAAGCGGAAAGCAUAUGAGAUAAAAGAAGCGGAAGCCAAAGCUGCUCUUGAAGAGGAGAAGCGAAGACAACAGGCUGAACUGGAAGCUUUUGAAAACAGAUUAAAAGGACGAAGAAAGAAUAAGAGAAGAAAGGAUGAGGUAGAAGUUGAACAAUCAUCAUGGCAAAAGUACAAGAACCUUAUUAUGCUGCCAGUGUUCGGAGUUGCUGUUGUGAUGGUUGCAUGGCUCAUGGUCUACAAUGACUGAAAACAACUCAAUAUUUCAUAUACCUCAGUUGGACUUUAGGUAGCUGUUAUUCCUAGAAUGUUAGUCUGUGUGUAACAGAACUUAAUAAGUAUAGGUUAUAUAUGUAUACUAUUUGCUAAGAGAAAUGCAGAGGAGGGAAGAAAUGUCACUUUUUGUGUUAUUGCAUACACAGCACAAAACUGAACUCAGACACUGAAAGUAAUAGUAGAUUCUAGUCUACACUGAAGUGCUGAUAGUUUGAACUGAGAUUUGUUAACAUCUCUUCUAUUAGUAAUGUUAUUUUUCCUUGUCUCCAUUUCAUAAUAUUAAGAAUAGCUUAGUAUAAAAUGCUUUAUUGAGUAUGUUUCCUAUAAAAUCAGCUUAGUGGUUUAUUGAAGGUUAUGCUAAUCUUUAUGUUGUAUCACACAAUAGUUUCUGUGCUUCACGCCAGUUUUAAUUAUGACAACUAACAGGGGACCUUGGGUCACUUAGGCUUGAAUAUUCUGGGGCAUAUUCAGAGUUUUGUUCAGAUAAAGGAAAAUAUGAACUGUCUUUCAAUUCAGCUAUAUCACAAAACAGUGCCCCCCACCCCUCUUACAAACUGUGGGGUUUUCUUUUUUGUUUCACCCCGCCCCUUCCCACCCUUGUUUCCUCAAUACUCAAGUAACUGAAACAUUCCUUUAGUGGCCAGAUACACAUGCUGAACAUAGAUGUGAAGAAAUUUCAGGGUACAGAGGUGCAUUCUCACUGUUGCCCCAGUUGCCAACAGCAGAAAAACAAUUUGGAAUGAAUAUGAAUAUCAAGGGACUAUUUGUAUGGAUAAAUGCCAGAGUUGGGUAUUUGCACAGGUAUGCAAAAUUGUAAUUGGAUAGCGUAAUAAUACAGUUAUAUGAUAUUCUGAAGCCAUCUGGAUGGUGCUUGGAAGUCACAUUUAAACCAUCUAGCUAAACUUCUAAAUGUUUAAAUAUUUUCUUACUGACAGUUUUGAAUAUCUUGCUUUAUGUUAUCAGUAUUGGUUGAUAGAACUGGAAGGUUUUUAUCUGGCUUUGGAAUUGUCAGAGAAGCUAUGUAGUCUCAGAUGAGAGACUGCAAGUUAAAUUCAGGAAUGGAGAAAUCAGAAAACUGAAUUUUUAAACCUCUGCUACAAACUUUUUAUUGAUAUUUGAGCAUUGCAGGUUACUGCAAAGUGAUUACAAGCUCCUGCAAAAAAAGUAGUGCAUAGCCAACAGGUAUUAGUAUUAUGCCCUUGUAAUUCAGGCAUAUAAUUUCAUCACAAAUCCUGCAAAAACAAUGGGACUAUUCGUAUGAGUUAGUAGAAAAUGUUGCAGUUUGCUUAAAAGCUCUUUUGAUUUAACAGAUAUCUAAUUGUAAUUCUCAUUUAGCAGCAAGAAAAUAAAAUAGAAAAGCUGGAAAAAGGCAGAAGCGUUUGAUUAUCUUGACUAAGAAAACUGGGAUAAAAUCAGUUUCUUUUCAAUUUUUCACAGAAGUUUGGUGAAUGAGGAGAAAGGUGGGAAAAACUUGGCAAUAUUUUGUAUGGAUCGAUGCUAUUUUAUAGUACAGUAAUUUCACAAUUAUAAACCACACCUGAUUAUAAGCCGCACUUCCGGGUGUCGGCAACGUUUUG